This is a messenger RNA of Glycine soja, 1201 nucleotides long. Its product is annotated as transcription factor bHLH118-like. Gene Ontology annotation, biological process: regulation of transcription by RNA polymerase II. The record is from RefSeq and is a predicted model, not a curated record. The coding region runs from base 175 to 822 and encodes 215 amino acids. The transcript has 5 exons. Gene Ontology annotation, molecular function: DNA-binding transcription factor activity, RNA polymerase II-specific; RNA polymerase II transcription regulatory region sequence-specific DNA binding; protein dimerization activity. Gene Ontology annotation, cellular component: RNA polymerase II transcription regulator complex. NCBI's taxonomy places the organism in Eukaryota, Viridiplantae, Streptophyta, Magnoliopsida, Fabales, Fabaceae.
AGGUGAGAUGUAUUCUGAUCUUAUAUGGGAAGGAUUUCAGAAUCUUAGCAUAUCAGGUCAAUGGAAAGUAGUCCUCAAACCCUAACAACCAAAUACACUUGAUUUUCUUGCUUUGGUAUCUUUUGCCACCCCCAAAAAAGAUAGCAUUCACAAUGAUGAAUCCUCUCCACCCCAAUGAUCUUUGUACAAGUGAAAGGGCAAGGAAAGAGUAGCAAGCACUUGCAUGUUGAGGAGAAAGAAGACUUUAUUGCCAUGGAUGAGAACAAGAAGUGGAUGCAUAAAGAAACUGAAAGACAAAGAAGGCAAGAGAUGGGAAAACUCUGCGCCACCCUUAGAUCGCUUCUGCCUUUAGAAUAUAUUAAGGGAAAACGCUCAACCUCUGAUUAUGUGAAUGAGGCUAUGAAUUAUAUCAACCACCUACAAAAUAAGGUGAAGCAAUUGCAAGCAAAGAGGGAUGAGUUAGUGAAGGUGUCUAAUUUGAAGAGUAAUAUUUGUUCUGAGAAUGAAAGCUCUAGCAGUAGCACUACUCAUCUUCCACCCUUGGUUUCUGUUCAUCCUUUCCCGGGAGGACUUGAGAUUAUGUGCGGUUACAGCUUCGGGAAAAGUGUGUUUCCCAUGUCAAGAGUGUUGGACAUUCUGCUUAAAGAAGGGAUUAAUGUGGUUAGCACUACUUCAAUCAGAAGAGAUGGAAGAUUCAUACACACUAUACGAUCAGAGGAUCCAAAUCAUUUGAAUAUGACUGGCGCUGAUUACUCCGAAUUGCAAAUAAAGCUAACGGAGGCAAUAAGUUUGCAAGAGACUUUGCCUGAACAUGAAAAUUGAAAUCUUGGGAAGAUAUAUUAUUUGGAGAUGUUUCUGAUCGUAUAUACUAUUAACUUGAGUGAUUUGUACAGCGGUGUACUUGUUAUUUAUCUGGUAUAAUUGUUGGUGAAGUACAAAGGGUAGCUAGCUGAUUAUUCCAUUCGCGCAAUACUCCACGAGCACGAGGUCAUUUUUAUCUCUUUUCAUGGAAGUUAGAUCAAACUCAUGGAUAAUAUUCAUGGUACUGUUCAAUGUUUUGUGUGCACGCUUCUGCAUUUAGUUCUUACAGUAGUUGUUUUUCAAUAGUCGCAUCAUAAAAUUUGAAUUUCCUGUUGUAUAUACACUGGCAUUACUUACUUUCGCAUCAUGAUAACCAUCAAGAAUUACAAUGUUGUUCAUC